This is a messenger RNA of [Candida] anglica, 1215 nucleotides long. The record is from the annotation of a GenBank genome assembly. NCBI's taxonomy places the organism in Eukaryota, Fungi, Ascomycota, Pichiomycetes, Serinales, Debaryomycetaceae.
AUGAGACUUUCUACUGCCUCCGCCGUCGCUGCCUUGGCUGCCUCGGCUUCUGCCUUCCCAUUGAUGAAGAGAGACGAUGCCAACUCCACCGUUGCCACCAACUCCUCUACUGAAGUGACUCAAGACGACCACUUCCAAGUCUCCUUUGCUAAGCCAUUUGCCAUUUUCCAACCAAAGGUUUUCAUUGGUGCCAUGUUCUCUCUUGAAACCGCCCCAUGGUUGGAGGCCUUGGACUUUGUUCACAACAUCACCUUGCCAGGUCUUUCUCCACAAUACCCAGACAUCCACUGUACCACCAACUACUCCAUCUGUCAAUUCACCGCCGGUGAAGGUGAAAUUAACGCAGCUGCCUCUGUCACUGCCUUGGCCUUGUCUCCUCUCUUUGACUUGUCCAAGACCUACUUCUUGCUUAACGGUAUUGCCGGUGGUGAACCAGACCACACCACCUUGGGUUCCGUCACUUUCGCCAAGUACGCUGUCCAAGCUGCCCUUGAAUACGAAAUCGACCCAACUGAAUUCACCAAGGCUCAAGCCGCCAACUGGACCUCUGGUUACUUUGCCUUUGGUACCAACAACCAACAACAAUACCCAGGUAACGUCUACGGUACUGAAGUUUUCGAAUUGAACGAAAACUUGAGAAACAGAGCCAUUGCCUUGGCCAAGAAUGCUACCUUGGACAACGGUACCACCGGUAACGCUGAAUACAGAAAGUUGUACCCACAAAAGAAGGCCAGAGCCUUGCCAGGUGUUGAAGCCUGUGAUGUCUUGACCUCUGACGUCUACUUCACCGGUAACGUUUUGGGUGACUACUUCAGUAACUUCACCAAGUUGAUGACCAACGGUUCCGCCACCUACUGUUCCACCGCUCAAGAAGACAACGCCUCUUUGGAAGCCUUGGUCAGAGCUGACAAGCACGGUUUGGUUGACUACGACAGAAUUGUUGUCAUGAGAACCAUCUCUGACUUUGCCAGACCACCUCCAUCCAUGGCCAACGACACCCUUGGUUUCUUCACCAACUCUUCCUUCGGUGGUAUUAGUGCCUCCGUUAACAACUUGGUCAAUGCUGGUCUUCCAUUCGUUACUGACGUUGUCCAACACUGGGACAAGGUCUACAAGAACGGUACCGCUUACAAGGCCAAGAACUACGUUGGUGACAUUUUCGGCACCCUCGGUGGUGUUCCAGACUUUGGCUUGCCAUCUUUCGAAAUCGCUUAA